Lagenorhynchus albirostris (white-beaked dolphin) is the source of this 2529-nucleotide messenger RNA. RefSeq names its product zinc finger protein 614 (gene ZNF614). The record is from RefSeq and is a predicted model, not a curated record. Gene Ontology annotation, biological process: regulation of DNA-templated transcription. NCBI's taxonomy places the organism in Eukaryota, Metazoa, Chordata, Mammalia, Artiodactyla, Delphinidae.
CUGCAAGGUCCUCGCCAGAUUGCCUGGUCCUAGCCGGUCUGCGUCCCUAGGGACCGCUCAGGAGGGCAUCCGAAUAGCAGGUGGGCUCAGCCUUUUGUCGCUGCCAGUGGUGUCUGGAGGGGUUUGGGAUCAGCACACAGGUCCUGGCUCCCCAGGAGAAAGAGUGAUCAAGUGAAGGAAUGAGGGGAGAAAGAGGAGAUUCUUGGAGUUGGAUAUCAUCAUUUCUGAGGACAUCUUUAACUGGACACCAAGAUUUCUGUCUCUAAGAAUUACAUGGCAGAUGCAGAAGAAACAAAAGACAGAAGCCAUGUUACUCACUAUUUCCUGAGCAUAGAAGAAGAUGAUCAAGGUCCAGGAAUUGCUGACACUGGAGGAUGUGGCUGUGGAGUUUAACUGGGAGGAGUGGCAGCUCCUGGAUGCUGCUCAGAAAGACCUAUACCGGGAUGUGAUGUUGGAGAACUUUAACAAUUUGGUGUCACUGGGGUAUCAAGCUACCAAACCAGAAUCACUCUCCAAGUUGGAACAUGGAAAACAACCAUGUAUAAUAGAAAACAAAAUCCAGAAUAGAACCCAUCCAGGAAUCAGGAAAGUUGACAGUCAUCUGCCAGAGCACUCUCAAGACCAAAGAUUUCCAAAGAGCCUGCAACAAUGCAGUGAACAGAAUGCAUUUAGAAAGAGUGUUCAUCUGAGCAAAACUUGUUUAGCCCUAACACAAAAUCAUACGUUUGACUUAUGUAAAAAAGCUUGGAAAUCAAGCUUAUGUUUAGUUAACCAGAAGAGACGAUAUGAAAUAAAGAACCCUGUGGAGUUUAAUGGAGAUAAGAAAUUCUUUCUACAUGGUGAUCGUGAACAGUUGUAUUCUGGAAUUGAAUUUCCUGAAAGUAUAAAACACAUCAUUGCUAAGUUCCAAGUCCUUAAGCGUCAGAGGACUCACAAAAUAGAGAAAUCCCAGGCCUGCGUUGGAAGUGAGAAAACAUGCAUCAGGAAAUCUCAGCUUAUUUCUCAGGAGAGCAUUCAUAUAGGAGACAAACUCCAUCAGUGUGAUCUGUGUGAGAAAUCCUUCUCCAGAAAUGUCAUGUUCACUAAACAUCAGAAACCUCAAACACGAGACAAACCCCAUUUAACCAGUGGAUGCAGAAAAGUAUCUACUGUGAAGAGCAGUCCCACUGUACAUCAGCAAACCCAAACAGGAGAGAAAUCCUAUAUGUGCAGUGAGUGUGGAAAAGGCUUCACAGUGAGGCGCUAUCUGAUUGCACAUCAGCGAACUCACAGUGGAGAGAAACCUUAUGUGUGCAGUGAAUGUGGAAAAGGCUUCACUGUGAAGAGCAAUCUCAUUGUGCAUCAGCGCACUCACACAGGGGAGAAACCCUAUGUAUGCAGUGAGUGUGGGAAAGGCUUCACCAUGAAGCGCUAUCUUGUUGUACACCAGCGAACUCAUACUGGAGAGAAACCAUAUUUGUGCAGUGAAUGUGGGAAAGGCUUCACCGUGAAGAGUAAUCUCAUCGUACAUCAGCGAUCUCAUACAGGGGAGAAAUCUUACAUAUGCAGUGAAUGUGGGAAAGGCUUCACUGUGAAACGCACUCUCAUUAUACAUCAGCGAACUCACACGGGAGAGAAAUCUUACCUAUGUAAUGAAUGCGGGAAAGGCUUCACCACAAAGCGCACUCUUGUUAUACAUCAGCGAACUCACACGGGAGAGAAACCCUAUGAAUGCAAUGAGUGUGGUAAAGCCUUCAGCCAGAAGAUAUGCCUCAUACAACAUGAGAGGUGUCAUACAGGAAAGACGCCCUUUGUAUGUACUGAGUGUGGAAAAUCCUAUUCCCACAAGUAUGGUCUCAUUACCCAUCAGAGAAUUCACACAGGAGAGAAACCCUAUGAGUGCAAUGAAUGUGGAAAAGCCUUCACCACGAAGUCAGUACUCAAUGUACAUCAAAGAACUCACACAGGAGAAAGACCAUAUGGAUGCAGUGAUUGUGAGAAAGCCUUCUCCCACUUGUCAAACCUUGUUAAACAUAAGAAAAUGCACAUAAGAGAAAUAGUAGAUUCGGUCAAGUUGGAAAUUCCUUUAACAGAGAGUCACAGUCAUUACUUACGAUUGAACAAGAGCUCCAUUAAUGCAGUGACUGGGGAAAUGCCUUCUGUGGCAGCUAAGACUUUGUUUAAACACCAGUGUUUCUAGCAGAGCAGAACGGUACUGCCUGUUAUCAGAUGUGUGCCCUGAGGAGAUGAAAGGAUUUGUGCAGGAGAUAAACCUGGUGAAUAUAGUGAAUGUGGUAGCGCCUUUAGUGAUCCUUACCUCACAUUUUCUGUCAAUGAAAACAUGUUGGAAAAACUCUGAUACAUUCAGUGCAGAGAUGCCUUGGGCAAAACUUUCUGACUUCAUUAUAUGUCUGAAAAGUAUAUACUCUAUAUUCUCCGACAAAUUCUGUGAAUGCAGAGACUAGGAAAGUCUUCAGUGGGAAGACAGACUUUCUUAUCAGGGGUCUUCAUUGAUCAUCAGUGAGCUCAUUGUUCAUAGAAAUAUGAUUU